AUGUAUCUGCUUCAUAAUGUCUUUGGAGAAAGGGAGUUGGUAUCUGAUAUUUUCUUAGACUCUUCCUUCAAAGUUUUUGCUGAUACCUUGGCGAGUGGGGGAAAUAUUAAGGCAUUAUGUGUGCCUUCUGGGGCAAAAACUUACUCAAACACUGCUCUUAAGAAGGGUGAUAUUUACAAUGCAGCAAUCAAAUCUGGAGCAAAGGGUUUGCCUUUCCUAAAAGUUUUGAAUGAUGGGGACAUUGAAGGGAUUCCUGCAUUAGUAUCAAGUUUGGAUUCAAAAAAAAGAGAGAAGUUGCUGAAGAUUUUUUCUGCCGGAUCUGGUGAUCUUGUCUUGUUUGCAGUUGGUCACCAUGUGUCAGUUAAUAAAACAUUAGACCGGCUGAGGGGAUAUAUAGCUCAUGAAUUGGGCUUGGUUGACCAUACCAGACAUUCCAUUUUGUGGGUGACUGAUUUUCCAAUGUUUGAGUGGAAUAGUGCGGAACAGAGGCUUGAG
Molecule: messenger RNA, 495 nt
Organism: Ilex paraguariensis (yerba mate)
Lineage: Eukaryota; Viridiplantae; Streptophyta; Magnoliopsida; Aquifoliales; Aquifoliaceae
Source: the annotation of a GenBank genome assembly